AUGGGCGGCAUCAGCGCCGCCGGAAAGCUGCAGGCGGAGGGCCACAGCGUGACGCUGCUCGAGGGCAGGGAUCGCUUGGGCGGCCGCACCUGGACUGACACGUCUUUGGGCUUCCCCGCAGACUUCGGUGCCUCCUGGGUGCACGGCGCCAGUGUGCAGAACCCGCUGACCGCGGUGGUGCAGGGGCUGAAUCUGCGGACCGAGGACCAUCCGGACAAGCAACUCUGCCGCUAUGACAAGGAUGGGGUGAAGUACAACGCCAACCAAGUGGCGAAGUGGGAGCUCUGGUGCUGGGACGCUGAGCCAGGCCACGGUGCCACUGGCACGCUGGAGCAGUUUUUGAGGUCCUACGACCCCGCCUUUUUCAACACCGUGGAGGGAGAAAUGUGUUUGGCGGGCUGGGACUUCAACGAAGGUUCCGCCGUGGAUUUGGUGUCCGCAGCAAAGAUCUACCAGAGCGAGGUGGAAGAGACAGGCGGUCCCGAGUGGUUGAUGUUGGAUGGAUACGUCUCCCUAGUGAACGGCCUGGUUCAGCGCUUCCAAAGCGCUGGAGGGACUGUGAAGACUGGAGCCAAGGUCACCCAAGUGGAGUACUGCAUGGGUUUUGGCGACGUCUCCUGCACCGCGAACGUGACCUACACCGAGAACGGCAGCAGCGUCACGCAGAGCGCGGACGCGGUGGUGGUGGCGGUGCCCCUGGGGGUGCCAAGGCGGCAGAGACUGGCACCAUCUGGAGAUGAUUUAUGA
Molecule: messenger RNA, 747 nt
Organism: Cladocopium goreaui
Lineage: Eukaryota; Dinophyceae; Suessiales; Symbiodiniaceae
Source: the annotation of a GenBank genome assembly